AUGGAGACCAACGCCGAAGCGUCGAGCAGCCGCACCCCCGCGGCAGCCGAGGCGGGGCCGGCGCUUCCCCACCUCGCCACGCCGGAGUCCUUUCCGUUCCCCUACCCGCAGCCCUACAGCAUCCAGCUCGACCUCAUGCGGACGGUGUUCGCCGCGCUGGAGGACGGCAAGAUCGCGAUCGUCGAGUCGCCUACAGGAACGGGCAAGAGUCUCACCCUACUCACGGCGACGCUCUCGUGGCUGAGCGCGCACGGCAAGCGGCUCGACGACGCCGCGGAGGCCGAUCUACGCGCGCGUUUCACCGCCGAGGACCCGGAUGACCCGCCAUGGGUGAUUGAGAGCGCGGUCAAGCGACACAUGGGCGAGCUCCACGCUGCUGCUGAGGCGCGUGCCGCGCGUCUCGCGGCCGUGCGGGAGAAGGAGGGGCGGCUGCGCCGCGCCAACGCGGCGGGCGCGUUUGGGCGUAAACGUGCGCGUGUAGCGACCGAGGGCGACGUCGAGGACAAGGGCGAAGAUCGGUUCUUGCCUGAUGACGGCGAUGCGGCACCCGCCGACUCGAAUCUUUCCGCCGAGGUCAUGGCUCUCAUGGCUACCCUGGAUGGCGGGAGGAAGAAGGAAGAGCAGGAGGAAGAGGAGAAUGUGCCCAAGGUGUACUUUGCUUCGAGGACACACAGCCAGCUGCGCCAGCUGACGGCCGAGCUGCUGAAGACGACGUUUCCGGCCGGCAAGGAAGACGAAGAGGGAGAAGGGACCGCGGGCGCAGACGACAAUAUCAGCCUCGUGCCCCUCGCGUCACGCAAGCAGAUGUGCAUCAACGACAAGGUACGCGCGCGGGCGCGCGACGAGACGCGCCUCAACGAGGCGUGUCUCGACCUGCAGAAGAGCGGUAGUGGGGCGCGGUGCGAGUUCCUCCCCAAGGCCGACGACCCGCGGCUGCUCGACGCGCGCGACGGCGUGCUCGCGACCGUGCGGGAUAUCGAGGACCUCGUGCUCGAAGGGCGCGCGGCCGGCGUGUGCCCAUACUAUGCUACAAGGCGCGCCGUGCGCCAGUCGCAGCUCGUUACGCUGCCGUAUAACUUGCUGUUGCAGGCCAGCGCGCGCGAGGCGCUCGGCAUCGACCUGACGAGCCAGGUCGUGGUCAUUGACGAGGCGCAUAACCUCAUCGAUACCCUACUGGGAAUAUACUCGACAACGCUGCCGGCGUCACAUUUGUCCAAUGCGGCGGCACAGCUCACGCAGUACCUUGCUCGUUUCCGCUCGCGACUGAAGCCACGCCACGCGCUGUGGAUAUCGCAGACGCUGGCCGUUCUCCGCGGGCUGGGCAAGGUGUGCGACAACUAUGCCAUUGACGCAGGCACGGACAAGGCGAAGGCCAAGGGGGAGCUCCUCGACGUCAACGCGCUCAUGGCGCGUGUCGGCGGCGCAGGCGACGCGGUGAAUCUCAUCGAGCUCGUCAGGUACUUGAAAGAAAGCAAGCUCAGCCGCAAAGUCAGCGGGUACGCCGAGUCGCUUGAGGAGGCUGCGGCAGCGAAGAGCGAGCGUCGGCCGCGCACAACGUCGGCGCGGCACGCGUCCAUCGCGGCGUUCCACAACGUUGAGGCGUUCCUGCUGUCCCUCACCGACGCGCGGGACGACGGGCGCGUGAUCCUGUCCCUCGACAACGGCGCCGUGCUGGUAAAGUACGUGCUGCUGAACCCGGCCGAGCGCUUCGCCGACGUGGUCAAGAGCGCGCGCGCGAUCGUGCUCGCCGGUGGCACAAUGGAGCCGGUAUCCGACUUCUACUCGCAGCUCUUCCCCUCUGUCCCGCGCGAGCGCUUCGCCACGCUGUCCUGCGCGCACGUCAUCCCAAAGAGCAACCUCCUCACGCAGGUCGUGUCGCGCGGGCCGCGCAAGCUCGACUUUGAGUUCAAGUUCUCGAACCGCGGCGACGACGCGCUGCUGGCCGAGCUUGGCGCGGCGCUGCUCUCCGCCGUCGGCCUCGUCCCCGACGGUGUGGUCGUCUUCCUCCCAUCAUACGCCUUCCUCGACAAGCUCAAGACCGCGUGGGGCAGUAGCCUGCUCGACAAGCUCGACCAGAAGAAGAAGCUGUUCUACGAGCCCCAGUCGGCUGCAGAGGUGGACAGCACGCUGCGCGACUAUGCGCGCGCGAUCGAUGCGCCAGAGCUCAACGCGGCUGGGCGGCCACGUACCGGCGCGCUCAUGUUCGCCGUGGUCGGCGGCAAGCUGUCGGAGGGCAUCAACUUUUCCGACCGGCUCGGCCGCUGCGUCGUCAUGGUCGGCCUGCCAUUCGCCAACGUCGGCUCGGUCGAGCUGCAGGAGCGCAUGCGCUACGUCGAGCGGCUGCCCGGCGCGAGCAAGGACGCGGCCAACGAGCUAUACACCAACCUGUGUAUGCGGGCCGUCAACCAGUCUAUCGGGCGCGCGAUCCGCCACGCAAACGACUAUGCCGUCAUCCUGCUCGUUGACAGGCGGUACGCGACGCAGAGGAUACGCUCCAGGCUGCCCAAGUGGAUCGGGGAGGACGUGGUUGUGGCAGACGACUGGUCGGCCGCGGCAAAGGGCAUCGCGGGCUUCUUUCGCGAGAAGCGCGCGCGGGGCGUGUAGAGUAGACAUUGCAUUGUACAUUGCAUCAUCAGCAUCAUCAUGUGUAGGGAGCAUA
Molecule: messenger RNA, 2659 nt
Organism: Vanrija pseudolonga
Lineage: Eukaryota; Fungi; Basidiomycota; Tremellomycetes; Trichosporonales; Trichosporonaceae
Gene: CHL1
Product: ATP-dependent DNA helicase CHL1
Exons: 6
Coding region: 1-2604 (867 amino acids)
Biological process (GO): establishment of sister chromatid cohesion; nucleobase-containing compound metabolic process
Cellular component (GO): nucleus
Molecular function (GO): DNA helicase activity; ATP binding; hydrolase activity, acting on acid anhydrides, in phosphorus-containing anhydrides
Source: RefSeq, a predicted model, not a curated record